This is a messenger RNA of Danio rerio (zebrafish), 11699 nucleotides long. NCBI's taxonomy places the organism in Eukaryota, Metazoa, Chordata, Actinopteri, Cypriniformes, Danionidae. The record is from RefSeq and is a predicted model, not a curated record.
UGCUGGUCCCGCCCCUAUCAGACAUGCGGGCUUGAAGAAUAGAAGUUGCUACAGUGGAACUAACAAAGUGAUUUGUGUCUCUACAUUUCUGAGACCUUUUAAACUCGUCAAAUCCCGCAGCGCCGAAUAAAAGCUGCAACACUGUAAUGCUCGAGUUGUUUAGUUACAUUUUAAAGCGUUACUUCCAGUCAGACGCAACGUUGUAACUCAGUAGUUUGCCUCGAGACGUCCACAUUGAACAACUUGUUGGAUUGAAGCACAGUUUGGCGUGUUUGGGGUAACCAACCAGAGUCCCAAAAGAAACAAUGUCGGAUGGGGAUUUGUGAGCUUUUAAAAGGAAUGAGAGUGAACCAAAGAAGCACGCUUUGAGCAGUGCAGCGUUCGAGUGGCCAGUGCCAUGAAACUGAAUCCACAGCAAGCCCCAUUAUAUGGAGAGUGUCUGCUGACGGUCCAGCUCUGUGAGGAUGAGUGUGUUGAGGAUGAGGAUGAUGUGGAGUUUUACCUGCUCUUUGCUGGAUCCACACAGAGACAUGUGUCCAGCACACUGAAGAUCAGCCAUGUCACGCUGCAGGCCGUCUGUCCAGCUCAUGAUCGCAGUGAAACGGUACGGGUCACACUAUGCCAGGCUCGUCCCGGCGGCUCAGUGGACCCAGUGUCCGAGGAGUGUUUCCAGUUUGUCCAGGACCUGGCUCUGGACAUGGCCCAGUUCCUGGUAAAUGCGGCGGGGAAAACAGAAGGAGCGCUGCUGCUGGACGAGUGUCAGAUCCCACUGAAAGAGUGCGAGCGGCUGGACGAUACUCUUGCUCUGGCUCUCCGGCAUCUGCCUUUGCCUGCUGGAUGGAGCGUUUUGGGCACAGAUUUGGACACGGGCACUUGCACAGGCUCGGGCAUCGCAGAGCCUGGACCACACGAUACACUUUUGCACUUCGCUGCGAAGCGCGGACUACGCAAGGUUGCACUCUUUCUGCUCCAGCAACCAGGGGGAAGAGAGGCUCUCCGGCUUCCCAACAAACAGGGUCGCACACCGGCCAAGGUCGCCCAGAAGAGGGGACACUCUCAGCUCCACAAACUGCUCACGGAGGUUGACAAUCUGCCCGAGCUGGAGACGAAAACAUCUAAGUGGUGUUACCCAGAAGGCAGAGUCCUGCAACACCACCCCAAGCUAAACACUUACACCCUUACCCUGGAGGAUGUGCCCAGGAGCUCCCCACCAAGCCUUCAGUGUGAUGUGGAGGAGCUCCAGCGUCUCAUUCAGUCACAUCAGAAGGAAGAUCCUCCAACACCGCAUAAGUCAGCACUGCUGAUUCUCAAUAGAGACUCCAGUAAUAGCACAGAGACAGAUGACUGCCUUCCGCCCAACUCAGUGGAACCUGAGCAUCAGGAGCACAACAAACAAGAAGAAACUUGCAAAUCGCUUUUAAACAGCCUUACCUUUGAGGAUGGAUUGUGUGUUCAUCAAAACGGCACAGGAGAUCAUGUCCAGUUGCUGGAUGGGGACGUGGAGCCUGACCUGCCAGCUGUAGGAGAUACAGGGAAUGCAUUAGAUAAGACUGACUGUUUGCAGCGGCGGGUAGAUGGUGAUUCUGUGGCUUUCAGUGCCCCUUCCUGUGGAAACCAGCGGGAGGAAGCCGAUAUAGAGCUCUGCAUAAUCAGUGCCAAGCAGGGGGUUGCUUCACAGCCUGAUAAAGGGAAGCAAGAAGAGCAAGAGGCUUGCCAGAAGAGGUCAGAGACUGAAAAGGACUAUAACACUGAAUCUGGCAACCUUGGGCUUCAAGACAUGGGCCACGCACAAUCUCAGGGUCUCCUCCCCACGGAAACUGGUCAGCCUACACAAAGGGAGGUGGAGAGUGAGGGGAGUACAGAUGUCUGUUGGCGUGGGGACUUACCAGAGGAAAGGGAAGGGGACAUGAGUAGCAACCAGGAAAUAGACUCAUAUUCUUCAGCACUUUCUUCCCAUAAUCUAGAGGGAAACAGCCAGCACGAUGGUGAGACUGAGCCCCAGUUGCCUACACAAUGCUCAGAGGGAACAGAUGAAGCUAAAUUGACUUUAAUUCAGGUAAAUUCUGAAGUUACUUUGUCUAUACGAAGCGAGGAUACCGUUAUUUCUGACAGUGUUGACAAGCCACAUGGUCUCUUAGAGACGGAGACAGGAAAUCUCAGCGAACACACCAAAGGCAACACUGAGUCAGCUGCUGAUUUGGUUGCGGAUGACGCUAGUGUAAAGCAGAACUCUGGAUUUAGCGUUUUAGAGGGGGAUCUUUUGGAAUCAUUAAGUCUACGGCCAAACAUGGCACCGGGACCAGUGCAUAAGGUUCAGCAAGGUCUGUCACCAGUUCCUGAGACUUCCUCUCAUGUAGGUCCAGCUUUGGACCCCUUUUCUGAGACUACAGAAAGUUUUCAACAGCCGAAUCAAUCCACACAGCUUUUAGAAACUGCAUUAGAAUGUGAGGAUGUUUCAUUAAAUAACUCAACCGGUGACAUUAAUGCAAUAGCAGGGGUUUCUGUUGACAUUUCUGCAGAGGUUUCACUUUGCCAGAAUGAAGGGUGUCCUCCUGAUGGAAGCAAAGAAGAGGUAGCCCCCAGUGAGAGGAUACCAGACCUUAAAGAGCUUACGGAAGAGCCGGAAUCAGUUGAGGACAUUAUUGUCUCAGAUGUCUCAGAUUUGGAUGACAAAUCUCAACCUUUUGAAGAGUCUUCUUUGCCUAUCGACUCUGAAUGUUUUAUAAGAGGUGAUUUCCAAAACGAUGAGUCUACAGUACAGUCUUCUGAAUGUACUGGAGGUGACAUAAAUGUAGGAACACUCUUAGGAGAAGAAGAGGCAACUGAAAAAAUAGAACAGCCAGACUCUUCACUUAAACUGGUUGAGCUAAUUCCUGAGGAAUAUACUGGAGAUGCCACAAACGAAAAUAAAAAAAUUGAGCCAGAGGAACAAUCUAUUUUACUGCCAACUUUGCAAGGGGAAUCAGGAUUUAAGGAUGUUGCCACAGAGGAACCUGUACAGGAAAGGGAAAUUGACUCCACUUCAGAGGAAACAAUCAGCGAUCUCCCUGAUCCAUCGGAAAUCACAAACAAUGAUUGUGCUGAAUCCAAUGCACACUGCCAGCUCUCAGAAUCCUCCAAGGAGAGCGCAAACACAUCCUCAGAACCUGCUGAAUGUGUGAAUGACCUAGACUUGUCUUGUGCUUUACCUCAAACAGAAAUCGAAGGCAGCAGACCUUCUGAGGGCCCCUUAAUUGAUGGAGUAACAAUAUGUGCUGAAAUUCCCAUUGAUGACAAAGGUGUUGACAUGGCUACCAAUAUGAGUAAGACGACCAUCUCUGAGGAUUGUCUGUCCUCUCCUAUGGACACCACCAGCUGUUCAGUUCUGGAGAGCUCCUCCAUGUCUGACCCACUCAAUGCCUCAUCCUCAACAGCUGAGCUCACUUCCCCUUUGGAUAUUAAUAGUGGAUUGCAUCAGGAUUUGGAACACACUUCCCCAGUGGAUAUAGACAAUGGUUUGCCUGAGGAACCGCCGCCGUCAGACACACCUGAUUGCCUGAAUGGAUUACAUCAAGAUUCUCCUGAUAGUUUGAUGGAGCACAGUGGAACUCCUCAGCCAUGUUCUGAGGAACAGUGUGUGGAUCAAAUCACAGAUGACAGCACUUCAGCAGAGGAUGCAGCGGACGGACACCAAGACUCCUCAGUAGACAUAGCAAAUUCCGAAGCGAUCCACAGAGAGACCGAAACAUUUUAUUCAGUUGAUGCCAGUCAAGACUCUGUACUCCAGGAGAAGAAAUCUUCUUCAGUGAGCUCAGAAAUCCCCUCUUUGACCCCCUCACCUGAGAGCAUACGUCACAAAGAGUCGCCAAGCACUAUGCGAGGGUCCGCCAGCGAUGGAGACUCUCUGUUUAGUCAGGAUCUGGGCGAGGACAGCGUUUUUAAUAAUAAGGCUGAGGACAGCAUUACCAUCACCAGUGGCGUGUCCAUGUCCUAUUCGUCCUCCACAGAUGACUCUUCCAGCUUGGGAACCACUUGCGCCACCCCUCAGACUGGCACAGAGGCUCCUGCAUCAGACCCCUUUCAGGAACAGCCCACAUCUACUGGAGCUUCUGGGGAAACAGAGGAGGAAGAGAAAAAGGACCGUCUCACUGAGGUUCCGGAGCGAUCGGCCAUUUUACGGACCACCAUACGAUCACUGUCCCCUUUUCGAAGACACAGUUGGGGGCCGGGCAAAAAUUUGGCAGGGGAGACAGAGAUGAGUCAGCGCAGUGCGGCACAAGGUGAAGUGGAGCGCAGAUCUGUUGGUCAUAGGAGAAGCAUGAGCUGGUGUCCUUCUGUUGUCCUGCGCUCUGAAAAUGAUGAAAUGAAUGAAAGAAGUUACAGUCUGGAAGGACUUGCACCAGAGAAGGAGGGAAGGAAAAGUCUGGUUCAGCAGCGUGUCGGAGAGUCCAGCCAGGAGCCCAAAUGUCCAUCAAAGGUGGAAAAAGAAGACAGAGGCUCGCUUGUGUCUCUGACUGAAGAAGAGCAGGAGUCAGAUCUAGGCGACUGCAGCAGUUUGGGCAGUCAGAAGUCCAUCCAGUCGGGUCGGAGAUGUGUCCCACAUUCACAACCCAUCCUCACCAAAUCUGUGUCCAUGGUGGCCAUCAGUCAGAAGGACCUGGACGCAAUGGGACGGCUGCGACCCAAGCGACGAAUCUCCUUCUCCUUCAGCAUCUCGCCGAUGCUCCCCAAAUCUAAAACUCUCUUUUCUCUUGGCUCUUCAUCCAGUGAUGAGGAGGAGGCAGUCAGAUUGAGUUCAUUCACUGGAACAUCAGGAUCAUUAGAGUACAGUAUAUCAGAGGAGGAUCCUGGGCCAUUACGGAGUGACAGUGAAGGCAAAAUUGGAGGAACCAAAGUGAGCAGGACAUUCAGUUACCUCAAGAGCAAGAUGAGCAAGAAGAACAAGCAGGAGAAGGAGAAAGAGAAGAAUAAGGAGCGUGAGCGAGAUGCCAAAGACAAGGAGAGAAGAGCCUCAAACGGACAUCUCUUCACUACGGUCAUGACUGUACCCACAAUCCCCUGCCACCAGUGCAACAAACUCAUCAACACUAAAGACUCUAUCCUCUGCACCAAUUGCAAUGCACAAGUCCACAAAGGCUGCAAAGAGAGUCUUCCUGUCUGCGCUAAAGUCAAGAUGAAGCAGCAAAAACAGCAGCAGACUGUUACAGAUUCUGCCUCGACGCCUAGUGUCACCCUCAGAAGUAAAACUCUUCCAGCAAGGGAUCGUCCGUGGUCCACAAUAUCCAUUCCCGAUGACCAGCCGGCUCCCCUCGCUCCUCCUCGGAAAAGCCCCAGCAGCAUCAUGUCUUUCAACAGCAACCCACUGUCCAAGAGCAUGUCCAUUAAUAACAUAGCAGGACAAAUGGACGACACUCCUCUUAAGAAGUUUCUGUCCCAGUCAACGGACUCUCUUCACAAGACCAGUAAAGUCACGGAGUCUACAGAAUCUCUUACUGAUGAGGGUACAGAGAUGAUGGACAGCCAGCUGAUGGGAGAAUUUGAAGCUGACGCCAAAGAGCUGGAGGCUGAUUCUUAUAGCUUCACGGUAGACAAGAAAUUUCUUAAGCAGCUUAAAAAGGAUGUUAUCAAAAGGCAAGACGUCAUCUAUGAGCUCAUCCAGACAGAAAUGCACCAUGUAAGGACCUUAAAGAUCAUGGCUGAUGUUUACAGCAAAGGACUACUGAGAGAAGUUCAACUAGAAGCUCAGACGGUGGAGAAGAUGUUCCCCAUGUUGGACGAUGUUCUGGAUUUGCACACACAGUUCUUUUCACACCUGCUUGAAAGAAAGAAGGAAUCAGGGAGCCAAGAAGAGGGCGGCUUUGUCAUCCAAAGGAUUGGCGAUGUGCUGGUUUCUCAGUUCUCAGGUUCCAGUGCUGAGAGAAUGAAGAAGGUCUAUGGGAAGUUCUGCGGCAGGCACAAUGAAGCUGUGAACUUCUACAAGGAGCUUCACACCAAAGACAAACGCUUUCAAGCUUUCAUCAAGAAAAAGAUGAGCAGCCCUGUUGUCCGACGGCUAAGCAUUCCUGAGUGUAUAUUGUUAGUCACACAACGAAUCACAAAAUAUCCCGUGUUACUACAGAGAAUACUGCAGCACACGAAAGAAAACGAGGAGGACCAUGCAGACGUUAGUCAAGGUCUGAAGCUGGUGAAGGAGGUGAUUGCUGCCGUGGACAAUAAAGUGAAUGAGCAUGAGAAGAAGAAGAGGCUAAAGGAAGUGUACAGCCGGACGGACAACAAGUCCAUCAUGAGGAUGAAGAGCGGGCAGAUGUUUGCCAGAGAGGAUCUGUUACGUGGGCGGAAGUUAAUUCACGACGGGCCGCUGCAGCUCAAGAACUCAGCUGGCAGACUCAAGGAUGUCCAGGCUCUGCUGCUGAGGGACGUGAUUGUGUUCCUGCAGGAGAAAGAUCAGAAGUACAUUUUCGCCUCUUUGGACCAGCGCUCCACCGUCAUCUCCCUGCAGAAGCUCAUUGUGAGGGAAGUAGCCAAUGAGGAGAAAGCUCUGUUUCUGAUCACAGCAGGCAUCGAGAAGCCCGAGAUGGUAGAAGUGUACACAAGCUCCAAAGAGGAGAGAAACACAUGGAUGCAGCUCAUUCAGGAGGCCAUGCAGUCUAUACUGUCCAUUUCCUCCAGGGAGAGAGAUGAUGAUGAAGGUGUGCCAAGUGAAAACGAAGAGGACAGGAGACUUCAGGAAAUCAAGGUCAAGGAGUUCAGAGAUCAGCUGCACAAAAGAGACGAGCAGAUCUUGACGUUACUGGAGGAGAAGGUGAAGUUGUUCAGGGACAUGUGUGACUGUGGUGCACCGGACGAGACGGGGCUUCGUAAUCGAAUGCUCUUCAGGGCCACGACGGAUGAUGUCACCAGAGGAGAGCCAAUCAUGAAGGAGGCUCUGAAGGAAGUUGAAACGCUGCAGGUUCUGGUUAAUGACAGUCUUGGCGGUGCGGUUCAGGAAGGUGUGUGCGCGGCUGGACAUGUGACUUUGCCACGACGAGCGGAAACAUUUGGAGGUUUCGACAGUCACCAGAUGAACAUCUCUAAGAGCAAAGAUGGAGACAGAGAGGAGCUGGAGGAGUCUGCAGAGCUCCGCAGGACUGAGUCAGACAGUGUGUUGAAGAAGACGAGUAAGACCAACCCUUUACUGCUGGUCAGGAGAAACAAUGAGCAGGUUCUUCAGAGCGUUGCUCAUCUUCAUGACCUGCUGAACACAUUACAAGCUGUGGUGGUCCAGCAGGACACCUUCAUCGAAGACCAGCGUCACGCUCAUCCCUCCUCACGCCACCCAUCCAUCUCCUCCUCUACCUCCUCUUUAUCAUCCACCUCAUCCCGGCCGAGCUCUCUAAUCGAGCAGGAGAAACAGCGCAGCCUGGAGAAGCAGCGGCAGGAGGUGGCCAGCCUCCAAAAACAGCAGGCGGCCCACGCCGAGGAGAGGCGGCGCAGGGAAAAGCAGUGGGAGACCCGAGAGAAAGAGCUAACCCAGAGGGAGAUGCAGAUCCAGAGCCAAGAAGAGGAGGCGCAGAGGAGAGCCAGACAGCUGGAGGAGGAGAAACAGGAGCUGCAGAGUAAGAAAGAGGAGUAUCAGAGAGACCUGGCACGACUGCGGGACAGCCAGAAGAGACUGGAGAGAGAGAGAGAGCAGGUGCAGAGAGAGGCAGAUGAGCUUAAACUGACUGAGGAAGUGACAAAGAACCGGUCUCCGUCAACCACGUCUGAAGACUCCACGAAGUUCCAGAGCACCGGUUCAUUAGACCGUGACCCAUCAGAGAUGGAGCUCUCCUCCUCCCCGUCAGCCAGAGACUUCCUGUCCCGCAUGGACUCCAAACGCAAAGGGAAAAACCUCAAUCCAUUCUCAUCCAACUCAAGCCAGAAGAGCCAGAACAGCGAGGCUCAGAGCCAGAUGCCCAGCCGUCUGCUCCAGCUGGCCAAACCCAAGGAGAAGAAGGACAAGAAGAAGAAGAAGGGGAAAGGCCAGCAGAGCCAGACUGCAGACUCUCAGAGCACUGUUGUUCCAGGCGCUACCCCAGACGGAGAGAUCUUUUUCUGCUGAUUCUUCAACCUCCGCUAUCCCACAAUGCCCGAACGCUCCACUCUCUGGAUGUGGACUUGUAAAAACCAGAGCUGAAAACACAUACCUGUGGUCAUGAUGGGCAUCAGGCCUGGACAGGAGGUCAAAACUCAUCAUUUCCUUUCAUAUUUCAGCAGCCAGCAAACUGCACAGUGCCUUCAUUCCCUCACAUACACCUAUGAACACAAACACACACACAUUGACAAAAGACGUUAUUUAGGGAACAGUAUGUGUCGAUAAGACAACUGUGGGCACUUUUGGACACAUGGACAUCCUGUGGAAAUGAGAAAAGAAAAAUUCAGGGGGCGUGCUGGGAACCAAAUGGCAUUCCUAGACAGCGAAAGUCUCCUUUAAAUGCUCUUCUUGAAGGACAUUUGAUUAAUGAAGAUGCUAAUAAUCAAAGUUUGUGAUGCAGUGACUAAGGUUUCCAUUAUUAUUUUUUCAUCCGUCUUGUUACUCACUAAUAUAUACUGUCAGCAGACAAACUGAAAUGUGUGGAAGCUUGUUUAUGCCAUGGUUUAAAAAAAAAAGAGAGAAAAGCAUAAAAACAGUAAUAGUGACUCUUUUUUUUCUACAAUUUCUCAAUUUUUCUACAAUUUUUCUGGCACUUUAGAGGGAAAAGAAGGAAAAAUUGCAAGAUGUGAAAAAUAGAAAGAAGUAAACAUUGAGUUUAUAUCUCACAGUUUGUACUUUUUUUCUCGUAGUUGGUUGUUUGCGCAAUUAUAGUUGUUUAUAGUUAUUCUUUCAAUUCUGGCUAUUGAGUUUUUCUUCGAAUUGCAAAUUUGUCUUGCAACUGUUUGUACAUUUUGUCGCAAUUUAGUUUGCUUUUCUCACAAUUUCUACUUUAUUCCUUGCAAUAUUUCGCAAAUCAGACUUUUUUCUCUCAAAAUUGACAGUUUCUGACAUUAUUUCUGCGAUUCGUAGAAAAAAGUCAUAAUUGCGAAAUGUGAACGAUUACACAGUCGCAAUUCCGAAUGUAUGUUUUGCAGUUGUCAUAGCAGUUAGUUUCUCUCAUAAUUGAGACUUUAUUCCUAGCAGUUGUGAGCUCUUUAAACAUUAUUUCUUCACAUUCUAAAUUUAGUCCUCAUUUCAGAAUUUUAUUUACCAAAGUGCAAAAUUAUUGCAAAAUUGCCAGUUUAUUUCUUGCGAUUUUGCCUUUUUUUUUAAAUUUUAUUUGAUGGUAUUUCUUGCAAUUCUGAGUUUAUAUCUCACUAUUAUUCUGACUAUUAAGUUUUUCUUCAAAUUGCAAAUUUAUGUCUUGCAAUUGUUUGUACAUUUCUUUGCAAUUUAGUUUAUAUCUCACAAUUUCUACUUUAUUUAUUGCAAUAUUUCGCAAAUGAGACUUUGGAAUUUCGGAAUUUCUAUUUUCUUUUCUUAAAAUUGAGUUUUACAUCGUUUUUGUGAUUCGUAAUUGCGUAUAGUUGUGAAAUGUGAACAAUUACACAAAGUCGCAAUUCUCAGUGUAUGUUUUGACUUUUCUUUACUUUAAUGCGAAAAUAUUGGGAAAUUGCAAGUUUAUUUCUUGUGAUUUUUAAAUCUCUUUCAAGUAUUUCCUGCAAUUCUGGCUUUUUUUCUGCAGUUCGGAUAAUUUUUGAUAAGUACUUUGAGUUUAUACAAUAAAAUCCUGAUUUGAUCUUGCAAUUUGGACUUCAUUAUAAUUGUGACUUCUCGCAUUUGUGAGUUUAUAGGUUUCCUGCACUUCAGACAUUUUCUUAAAAUUCUGACAGGUUAACUUUAUAACUCGCUGUAAAUUCAGUCGGAAUUGCAAGAAUAAUUUAUAUCUCACAAAACAUUCAGAAUUGUUAGAUAAAGAGUUGCGAUAAUCUUUUUUUAUGUCUUCUUCUAUGGCAAAAACAAGUUUCCAUACGAACAAGUCUUCUGGAGCAGAGUUGGCUUAAAUACAACCCCAGGGUUUUAUUUCUUUUAAAAGGUCGCCAAAUAUACCUUUAUGAAUAAAAGGGAUGCAUUUAAAACAUUUUAUUGAGCACGGCAGAAAUGGAAAAGAGUUUAUUGCCUUAAUUGUCUUGUAAUUAAUUUAUUGGUUUUGUUAAUCACGUUUUUUUUUUCCCAUCCCUAAAUGACUGAAAAUGUACUUCACUGCGACUCUUAAAGGCUUCAAAAACCCACAGAAGUUUUCUUUUUCUUGUAAAUCUCAAUGCAAUUUUAAUCUUUAGCACUUUAUAAGCACAUGUCGAAUGGGAAAAAACAAAACAUAAAAGAAAAAAAAAACAUGGCUGGCUUUAAAAAUGAGACAAUCUUUGAUUAAAAGCCUCCUUUGUUACAUGUGAGGGUUUUUUAUUUGAUAAUCUUUUACUGUACCAUAUGAAUGUUAUGUACAUUUGUUCAACCAAACACAAAGCUAGCUUUCAGGUAAGCUACCAAAAGAGCGGGUGAUUUCAACUGCAGUAUUUUUUAUUUUUUACUCUAAAGCAAACUAAAACAGAUGAGGGAAUCAUCAGCUUUACACAAGCUAACAAAUCAAACUUGUAUUAGCCACUAUCCAGUUCAAAACAAAUCAGAAAUGUUGCAUUUGACAAGCCAAUGUGGUUAAAAAAACUAUAUAAACAUACAUUGUGUUUGUGUAUUAAAAGUCUGGUUUGUACCCUCCAAUAACUAGAUUUUAGCCAGUCAAAAAGCCCUCGCCUGCUGGCCAGGCCAACCGUUCUGCUGAACAUAAGGAAAUAUAUUUUUUUGCAAAAAAAAGGGGGAAAUUGUGCAGAUUAAAAAAAGUGUUAAUUUAAGCUUCCUGCUGUUUUUAUUUGAUUUUCUUGCCAUUAAACUUCUACCUAACACGCCUCUGUAAUGCAUUUGAGUGAUGAAUGUCUCAUUUAUUGAUCCUCCUGGGAUUUAAUUCAUACGUCCGAGCGAUUUUUAUGAUCCGUCAGCGUAUUUCCAUCUGAGGAAAAUGUAUUUGCUGACGUUGAGUGUGUUAUUCUGGUGCUAAAAUGCCUUAACCAACAGGGGGCGAUGUGGCGAUGUUCAUCUUUUAUUUCUUUUGUCCCACCUGAAGCAUAAAACUCGCCAAAAUGCAACUGUUUGUGACGGAUUUUCAGGCGAUUUGUUUAUGAUGCACUUGCCUUCGGUUUUUCUUGAAUCCUGCAGUGUUUGUCGGCUCCUAUUAUAGGCCAUAAUUAGAGAUGAUUUACUCUUUUAAGGCUACUCUGAGGUGUUUCUGCUCAUUUAAUAUACCGUUACUGAGGAAUGCAUUUGAUGAGAAUCUGUGGACGCUAUGUUUAUUUUAUUUUUACCCACGUUGAAUGGUUAAGCUUUCACAGCAUUUAAAACAAACAAACAUUACUGUCUCCCUAUUUUCAUUAUUGAACUAUUAAACAUGGCGUCUACCAUCAUUAAAGUCUGUGGAGGUACCGUCAUUUUUUGGCUUUUUUGUUUUUUUUUGGUGUAAAAAUCAACCAAUACAGGGGCAAAAUACCACACAUUGUGUAAAUAUAUGUAAAAAAAUAUAGAAUUGUAAAAGUAUUAAUUAUGGAUUUUCCUUUUGUGCUUUGAUUUAAAGCUUUUUAUAACUAGCUUUAUUAUUUAUCUGCAUUGUCCUUCUUGAAUGAACAAGACAUGGACAAAAUGUACAUUAAAAAAAAUCUUAAUAAAUAAUUAUUGUACAUCA